This is a messenger RNA of Spodoptera frugiperda (fall armyworm), 1000 nucleotides long. RefSeq names its product protein BUD31 homolog (gene l(1)10Bb). The coding region runs from base 104 to 538 and encodes 144 amino acids. Gene Ontology annotation, cellular component: spliceosomal complex; nucleus. Lineage: Eukaryota; Metazoa; Arthropoda; Insecta; Lepidoptera; Noctuidae. Gene Ontology annotation, biological process: mRNA splicing, via spliceosome. The transcript has 2 exons. The record is from RefSeq and is a predicted model, not a curated record.
CUCUGUUGUCAAUGUCAAGUCAACAAAUUGAUGAAUAUAGUGAGUUGGGCUGUGAAAGUGGCUUGUUUGGAUUAAUCUAGGAAUUUUCGUAGCAUAAUUUAUAAUGCCGAAAGUACGUCGUAGUCGCAAACCUCCCCCAGAAGGAUGGGAACUCAUUGAGCCUACUUUAGAAGAAUUGGAACAGAAAAUGCGAGAAGCCGAAACCGAACCACAUGAAGGCAAACGCAAGCAGGAGUCACUGUGGCCAAUUUUUAAAAUUCACCAUCAGAAGUCGCGUUACAUCUACGACUUGUUCUACAGACGUAAGGCAAUCAGUAGAGAGUUGUAUCAGUACUGUUUGGAUGAGAAGAUAGCGGACGCCAAUCUCAUUGCUAAGUGGAAGAAGACUGGUUAUGAAAACUUAUGUUGUUUGCGUUGCAUUCAGACCAGAGACACAAACUUUGCUACCAACUGCAUUUGUAGGGUCCCUAAGAGUAAGUUAGAAGAAGGCAGAAUAGUGGAGUGUGUUCAUUGUGGAUGCAGAGGGUGCUCAGGAUAAGUUAGAUUUUAGUAAAAACUUAAUUUUAGUCUGCUUUUUCUAUGGUGUCCAAUUCCAACUUUUUGUUUAUAACCUUAAUAUAUAAAAUGGGAAUAGCACUAGACUGAUUCUAUAUUCAAUUUGGUCACAAGAAUGUUCAUAGAACUAUAAAAUUUUUGUAUUUGCAAUAAAUUUUUCCUAAACAUGUAACAACUGCUUUGUGUUAUUUUUUGAAUUGCAUAAUUUUGGAAGUAUUUUUUAUGUAAUUUUGCUAGACAUGGAUAUGCACAUGCAACAUGUCAUUUAAUCUUAAAAUAACUUGAAUUGUAAGUGAAAUGUUACAUUUUGUGAGCAAUAAAACACCAUGUUAUUAACAUUUUAUAUUGAACUAUUAUUAUCAUCUUACAAUUAAGAAGAUAUACAUAUUAUUAUGUAGUAAUUGGCAUUUUCUACUAAAUAAAUACACAUUUAAAUAAAAUCAAA